This is a messenger RNA of Olea europaea var. sylvestris, 3394 nucleotides long. Its product is annotated as wee1-like protein kinase. The record is from RefSeq and is a predicted model, not a curated record. Lineage: Eukaryota; Viridiplantae; Streptophyta; Magnoliopsida; Lamiales; Oleaceae. Gene Ontology annotation, biological process: protein phosphorylation. Bases 2073 to 3287 code for a protein of 404 amino acids. Gene Ontology annotation, molecular function: ATP binding; protein kinase activity. The transcript has 7 exons.
AUCACAAAUUAAAUCCCUUCAGUUACUAUGUUUAGAUGAAAAAUGAAGUCUAAAGAACGCAUGAUUGUUAAGUCAGUUAAGUUAGAAACAACAAUGAUCCUAACCCUGAAUCUUUUGGACUUUGAACUUGAAAAACUAAAAGAAUUAUUUUGAACAGAUUUUUAUGUAAGGAUCCAUCUUAUUUGUGGAUGAUAAGCUAAUGCUAUGGGUUUUUGGUGCUUCUAGAAAUCAUUUUAGAUUCGUAACUUAGAUUUACUGGUUAUAUAUAGUAUCCAUUACUUCUGAAAAAGUAAAUUGAGAAGACAUAAUUUAAGUUGGCUUCUUUGAAAUGGUCCUCCUCAAAAAGUGAACUUCUUGCAGAAAGUCCAUCCAUCAUUGUGCACCAAUAGCUUAUUUAAAUGGCUUCCAAGCGCACAUUAUAUUGACUUGUUCUGGAUCCAUAAAAUAUUGUUUUGGUGUUCAUCUCCUCGUGUAUGAGGGUGAGGCUGCUUGUUUAUUUUUACAGCAAGAAAGUAGUUGAUUUCACAUGCCAAAUGGCUUUGACAUCAUGUCCAUUGUGUCCAAGUAUGACAUGAGCACAUGCCUUGCAGUAAAAUUGUGACAUAGCGAGCUUAUUGCUAAUGCUUCUCCAAAUUUCUUUUCUCCCUAAUCAUUAGUGCCGUUCAACUGAUCUCUCAUUUUUCAACUGCUCUAGCCUGUCAUAGACUCAUAGAAAAGGUCUCCAGAUUCGUCAAAAUAAAUAAACAAAUGAACAGUAAUUUGUCUAUUUAUAUAGGAUUAUCAUCAUCAAACAAAACCAGAUCAUGCUUUACUGCUUUGCAUAUGAGAGUUGCUUAUUAAUAAAUAACAUUCCAACAGAAUUAAUAGUUUUUCGAGCUUUUGUUGUUGUUGUGAACCAAUAAUUUCUCCAAUAAGCGAAGUUUUUCCUAUUAAAGAGUUAGAUAUAUGAAUUUUGAUUUUCAUCACUGUGUUGCAAUCAACUUUUUAUGUGCUAAAGAUCUAAUAAUUUCAAAUGUUAUACAACUAUGUUAUACGGUUAUAGCAUGUUAUUUUUCAUCUUCUUUUGGGUUUAUAUUCCUGAAAAGUGGGAGGUUUGGGAGCUUUUCUAGGCCUACACAAGAAAUUUAAGUCAUUGUUUUAUUAUUUAUUGUUAAUUAGUGCAAAUUCCACUCAAUAGAGAUGCCUAUUCCUUAUUUUGUCUAUUCUAGUAUAGCCCAACAUUCAUGGUAAAAUGAUCAUUUUGUUACACUCAUCUUAUUGAUAUUUUGUGGUUUAUGAGCUCAACACUUAACUCUAUCACGAAUCACUUUUCUAAUAACUGUUCUGCAAGAUUUUUCUUUCAAUUUGUUAGUAUCUUUUGCGUACAUAGUUCAUGUGGCAUUUCUUGGAUUCUUCAUAUUGUCCUAUGCAAUCUAAUCUUAUGCAUUACAUCCUAUUUAAGCUUUUGAUCCUCACUUAUAAUUGAUCUCAAUAUAAAAACAUUACUCUUUGGGACCACAUGAUCCUCUAUUGUGACACCAAAUCAUCUUUAUUUCUACUGUGACUAAUAGGAUGUUCUAUAUGCUUUGUGUUAGUUCUCUCUUCCUCAAGUGUAUAGAUUUCCAACUUAUCCAAAGUUUAAUUAGGGAUCCAACCCCUCUUAGUUUCAUAAACUUAAACUAUGCUAUAAACAAAUAAUGUACACCAAAGGAAUUCAUGUUUAACAUGUCUCGGAAGUUCAUUUAUGAGGAAAAUGAAAAGUUAAGGACUUAGGAUGCAACUUUGAUACAAGCUAGUACAAUAAGAAACUCCAUACUAAUAACCCCAGUAGGACUCAAUUUAUAGCCAUAUUUGUUAGCUUAUUUGGCUUCCAUAUGCAUCAGAGUCUAAUUUGCUUCUACAAUUAAUUUUUUCAUUUUACAGUGCAGACUUCAUGCUUAGUGUCAUUGUCUUGUAUAGAAGUGCUACAGGUAAAUGCUUAGGCUUGCUAGUUCAUGGUUGUGGAAUAAAAUCUAGGAUAACUACUUUGUGCAUAUAAUGCCAAGUUUUCGUCCCAGUCUAGUUACAAGCACUCUUGUCAAUGAGGAACCAAGAUGACUUUGAACUCAUGUUUUAUGCUUUUAAGCUGCUCUAGAAGACCUGUCCUUGCACAUUUAUUUUCUGUGUUUGUUACUCUAAUAUUGCUGGUCCUGUUCAUUUUUUUAAUGCUAUAUGUUAUCAUCUCAGAGAGCGACACGGUGACAUUCCCUGAAUCCAUCAUUUCUGGCCAUCAAGAGUUGGUAGAACUUGAAAAAUAUACUCUUGAUACAGACGAGACGAAGAAAGAAAAAUCAAUUCAAUUGCAGAAGAAUCACAGUUAUGUUUCACAAUCUGCAGUGGCUUUAAGGUGUCGAGUCAUGCCUCCUCCUUGUUUGAAGAACCCAUACCUUAGGAAUUCUUUGGAAAUGGAUAUAGAUCCUUUUGGCAAUCAGAGAUCAAAAUGUGCAGGUUUUUGUCCUGCAGGUAUUGGUGGUGAUGGUCUUUCACGCUACCGAACAGAUUUCCAUGAAAUAGAGCAAAUUGGCAGCGGAAACUUCAGUCGUGUAUUUAAAGUCCUGAAAAGACUUGAUGGUUGCAUGUAUGCAGUGAAACAUAGUUUGAAGCGAUUACAUCAGGAUACAGAAAGGAGUAAGGCUUUGAUGGAAGUUCAAGCUUUGGCAUCUUUAGGAACCCAUGCAAACAUUGUUGGCUACUACUCAUCUUGGUUUGAAAAUGAGCAACUUUACAUCCAAAUGGAGUUAUGUGAUCACAGCCUUUCUAUCAAAAAACACUCUAAAUUAUCCACAGAGGAUGAAGUUUUAGAAGCAAUGCAUCAGAUAGCCAAGGCGUUGAAGUUUAUACAUGAGAAAGGCAUGGCACAUUUAGAUGUCAAGCCAGAUAAUAUUUAUGUUAAAAAUGGAGUUUAUAAACUUGGUGAUUUUGGUUGUGCAACUCUUCUCGAUGGAAGCUUACCAAUUGAAGAAGGCGAUGCACGGUUUAUGCCCCAAGAAAUCCUGAAUGACAAGUAUGAUCAUCUUGACAAAGUUGAUAUUUUCUCCCUAGGCGCUGCUAUCUUUGAGCUUGUCAGAGGGGUGCCCUUGCCUGAAUCAGGGCCUCAUUUUCUAAAUCUUAGAGAAAGAAAACUGCCUCUUCUUCCUGGUCAUUCAUUGCCAUUUCAGAACUUACUCAAGGUCAUGAUGGACCCUGAUCCAACUCGACGACCUUCUGCUAGAGAACUACUCGAGAAUCCAAUUUUUGACCGGCCCCAGAGAACAGCAAAAAGCAAGUAAACUUGAAAGUUUGCGAUUGGAUGAUUUUGACAGAAGCUGGAAGUUGCUGUCUCAAUAGUAUUUUUUGGCCAUUGCUGAAGGCAAACUACUUGGAAUGAAGUGUGCAG